AAUGUCGAUGGAAGUGAUGUAAAUUUCGAUGGGACUGAGAUGUUCUUGUUUCAGAUACUCCAAUUUUACGUGCCCGAGAAGGUCAUGGGGAACAGAGGUCAAGCCUCUGCUUGCCCGCCGCGAGCCCUCGUCGCACAGGGCUCGCUGCACACCAUCACCUUCGACGACGUCCAACAUCACCUGUCUGAGUUGGGGAAGCCGCUGAAUUCCAUGAACUUGGAUGAACUGUUGAAUUCGGUCAUGGCAGUGGAGCAGCAGAUCCAAGCUCCGUCUUCUUCUUCCUCUUCCUCUUCGUCAUCCUCGUCGUCGUCAUCGUGCACCACCAACGCUUCCUCGGUCCCUCCGGGAAACUACGACCUGAAUUGCCCGCUCAGCCACAAGACCGUCGACGAGGUGUGGCGCGAGAUCAUGCGGCACGAAGAGCAAGGCAACGCGGAGGGCGCCGAGACGUUCGGGGAGACGACGCUGGAGGAUUUCCUGGUCCGGGCCGGCGCCAUCAACGUCGGCGCUCCCAACUGCGGUGGUGGGAUCGACGGGGACUCCCCGCCUCUGCUGCCGAUGGACCCGGUGGUGCAGCAGCAGCAGCAGCAGGAGGAGUGGCUCCGGUACCAGUUGACCACCGCUCAACACCAGCAGCAGAGCCAACCCAUGUCGCUCUUGGAGACAGGCCUGCCGUUGUUCGCCAACGCGGUCAUGAAUGCAGGGCUGUGCGACCACCAGCUCGUCGUCAAGCCUGCCUCAUCGGACUCCAAAAUGACCAGCGAGCGGCAGAGAAGCGACGAGAAGACGAUCGAUAAGAUCACGGAGAGGAGGCAGAAGAGGAUGAUAAAGAAUCGAGAGUCGGCAGCUCGAUCGCGUGCACGAAAGCAGGUGUCUAUAUAUCCACACAUUACAUAGAUUUGGUUGCAUCGUCUCUUAUGCAUUGGAUCGCAGGCUUAUAUAAAGCAAUUGGAAGAGGAGGUGAUGCAAUUGACCAACACCAACAAGCGGCUCAAGAAACAGAAGGAAGAAGAGAUGGCGUUGCGGGUCACUCCGCCAUCAGAGCCGAGAUACCAAUUACGGCGUACGAGCUCUGCAAAAUUUUGAGCUCCAACGUGCUCCAGUUUUGACAAGAUUCUUACUUCUUUGAACACCAUGAUAUAUUUAGUUAAUCCAACACAUAAACAUUUGGCUUCUUAUAUCGAUCUUUCAUCUUUGAGGUUUCAAAUAAGAGAAACUGAAGAGGGAAAAGAAAUGUCUUUUUUGUUCAAACCAGUCUUUAUAUA
Musa acuminata AAA Group (dessert banana) is the source of this 1265-nucleotide messenger RNA. RefSeq names its product protein ABSCISIC ACID-INSENSITIVE 5-like. The record is from RefSeq and is a predicted model, not a curated record. The transcript has 2 exons. Gene Ontology annotation, biological process: positive regulation of DNA-templated transcription. Bases 40 to 897 code for a protein of 285 amino acids. Gene Ontology annotation, cellular component: nucleus. Lineage: Eukaryota; Viridiplantae; Streptophyta; Magnoliopsida; Zingiberales; Musaceae. Gene Ontology annotation, molecular function: DNA-binding transcription factor activity.